AUGACAUUUACAGCAGAUAAAAUUGAUGAUAAUGGCCUUUGGCUAGGCGAUAUAACUGCAUCGGAAAAUACACAAGCUCUCGAUGAACAUCGAAUUUCUCAUAUUUUAACUAUUCUUGAUUAUGAACCAACUCAUAUGGAUAAAAAUCGAACAUAUUUAUACGUUCAUGCCUACGAUAUACAAUCAACAGAUUUACUAACAUAUGAAUUUAAAAAAUGUUUUGAAUUUAUUGAUACAGCUAUAGAACACAACCAUCAAGUAUUGAUCCAUUGUCAAGCAGGUAAAUCACGUUCAGCAACAAUUGCUGCUAUGUAUUUAAUGCAUAAAUAUUCUUUAACACGUGAACAAGCAAUUCAAAAAAUUAUCAAUAAACGACGCUAUUGGCCAGUGAUGCCAAAUGAUGGAUUUCUACGACAACUUGAUUUAUAUUAUCAAAUGAAUUAUAAAGUUGAUAUUGAAAAUGAACUUUAUAAAGAAUUUCAACGUCAAAGAUUCGAUAGAAUUGAACCAAUUUCAACAAACAACAUUAGCAACACGAAUAGAUCAAUUUUAUUGCUAGAAAAUGAAAACGACCGACAGUAUACAUGUCGAACGUGUCAUUUUAAAUUAUUUACUAAUAACGAUAUUGAACGACAUGAAAAAGAGCCAACUAUUAUUUGUAAUGAUAUUGAAAAAAUUUUCACGUAUUUUCUUGAUUGGAUUGAUGAUAUCUUUGCAAACUCUGUUGGUACAAUAUGUUGUCCAAGUUGUAAAAUUAAUUUAGGUGAAUAUUCACUACAGGGUAUACGAUGUAAUUGUCAUCAAUGGAUAAAGCCUGCUUUUGUAUUUAACUGUCAAUCGAUCGAAUAA
Rotaria socialis is the source of this 849-nucleotide messenger RNA. The record is from the annotation of a GenBank genome assembly. NCBI's taxonomy places the organism in Eukaryota, Metazoa, Rotifera, Eurotatoria, Philodinida, Philodinidae.